AUGGGGAACGAGCCGUACCUCCGAUCGGGGAAUUCAAAAUUCCCGACGUUUCUCUAUGCGAUGCCGUUUGUGCCCGAUUUGGUGUUUUUGGAAGAGAUUUCGCUGGUCAGUCGGCCCACAUUGCCGUACAAAGACGUGAAGCUAAGGAUGGCGGUGAGGCUAAGGCAUAUGGGGAUUAAGGUGAGGCGAGUGAUCGAGGAGGAGAAGUGCUUGAUUCGGAUGGGCGGGCCGUUGCCGCAAAGCGUGAUGGCGUUUGGUAGGAAUUCAGGGGCAGUUCAUCCUCCUACAGGGAAUUUAGGGCCAGGGCUCGACAAUAGGAGAAACAAGACACGGUGGUGA
Molecule: messenger RNA, 339 nt
Organism: Linum tenue
Lineage: Eukaryota; Viridiplantae; Streptophyta; Magnoliopsida; Malpighiales; Linaceae
Source: the annotation of a GenBank genome assembly